AUGGCAGAUUCAUAUUCCUAUAGAGGCGGGAAAAAAAUUGCUGGAUCCAGCAAAGCCAUCGCCGACAAAGAAAGCCAUAAGACGGAGAUGAAGAUCAGCCCGACCUAUGAGCAGUCACGGCUUGGAAAUGCAAUGAACGAUAAAGCAGAAGGCAAAAAGAAAGGACGACCCAAGGCAGAAAGCCAAGCCCUGAAGGAUAUUCCCCUGUCUCUGAUGAACCAGUGGAAAGAUGAGUUCAAGGCCCACUCCAGGGUCAAAUGCCCCAACUCUGGCUGUUGGCUGGAAUUCCCCAGCAUCUACGGCCUGAAAUACCACUAUCAGCGCUGUCAAGGGGUAAGGAGAACCGAGAUGGAAUAUUACAUGUGGCCCUGGCGGAAGCUGGCGGAGAGUUCCACCAUGUCGGAGAAAGCCCUGGCUUUGGUCGAGGACAGCCAGACGUCUUUGAGAGCUGCUGAGCAUUCGCCGUCCCCCACCGUCCAUCUCAAGCAGGCCAAGGUAGAAAAGGCCGUUGCCCUCCAACACCCCGAGAACGGAGAGUGUGCAUCCACAAAGAAGGAUGGCAAAGAGUUCCAAGCUGGGAGCGGUGGGGCAGCGGCCACCCCGGCCACGCAGCUGUCCGGCGGCAGAAGUUCCAAGCAGCAGACGAGCCGGCAUGCCGUUGUUCAGGAGGAAGACCCCGAGCGGAUGAAGCACAGAAGGAAACAGAAAACUCCUAAGAAGUUUACCGGGGAGCAGCCGUCCAUCUCGGGGACGUUCGGACUGAAAGGGCUGGCCAAAGCCGAGGACAAGGCGAAAGCCCAUCGAGCGAAGAAGCUGGAGGCGGCCUUGAGCAGCAGCGCCAUGAAUAGCGAAGAGCUGAAAAGGAAACUGCCGGCAUCCAGCAUCAAAAAGGAGGCGACGCCAACAGCAGCAGCAGCAGCACCUUCCUCAACAGUGAGCCCGGAGGAGCAGUGGCAGCGGACGAUCAACGAGAAGGGGGAAGUGGCCUGUCCCACCUGCAACAUGAUCACCAGGAAGACGGUCCUCGGUCUCAAGAAGCACAUGGAAGUUUGCCAAAAGCUGCAAGACGCCUUGAAAUGUCAGCACUGUAAGAAGCAGUUCAAGUCAAAAGCAGGGUUGAAUUACCACACCAUGGCCGAGCACGUCAACAAGGGAUGCAUGGCUACCUUCUCCAGCCUCAUGGGGUACCAGUACCACCAGAAGCGGUGCGGGAAGCAGCCAUCGGAGGUGGAUAAGCCCAUCUUCACAUGCCCCCAUUGUGGGAAGAUUUACAAGUCCAAGGCUGGGCAUGAUUACCACGUGAGGUCGGAACAUCCGGCAACACCUCCUGCGCCGCCUGAAACAAAGCCAGACGUCAGCCCAGUCGAAGAUUUCGAGAGGACUCCGAGUGGCAGGAUCCGACGCACGUCUGCCCAGGUCGCCGUCUUCCAUUUGCAGGAGAUAGCCGAAGACGAGCUGGCCAGGGACUGGACCAAACGGAGGAUGAAGGACGACUUGGUUCCUGAAACAAAACGACUAAAUUACACCCGACCUGGGCUUCCGAAGUUGAACCCAAGGCUUCUGGAGACCUGGAAAAACGAAGUGAAGGAGAAAGGACACAUCAACUGCCCUAAUAACUGCUGCGCCGCCAUCUAUUCCAGCGUGUCUGGCUUAAAAGCCCACCUCGCAAACUGCAACAAGGGGGACCACUCCGUGGGAAAAUACCGAUGUCUUCUGUGUCAGAAGGAGUUUAGCUCAGAAAGCGGAGUCAAGUAUCACAUCAUUAAGACCCACUCAGAGAACUGGUUCCGGACCUCUACAGAGACUCUCCCGAAAAAGAAGAGCAAAGAACAGACCGUUCCCAACGGGGAAGAGCAAAAGAAAAUCACAGACGGGAAGAAAAGGGGCCGAAAGCCAAAGGAAAGACCCCCGGAAGCUUCCUCCAAAGGCAAAGAGAGCACAGCAGAAAUGACUAACCAUAAGAAAACGACAGGGUUGUGGGAGAUGGCGGACGGCGACCCUGAUGGGAGAGAGUCCAGCAGCAAGCCCCCGCAAAGCAAGAAGGGGGGAGCCAGCAAGAUGCCUGAAAAAUAAGGAACGACUCUCUGAUUCUUCGUUUACAGCCCAGGGUAUCGGGGCGAGGGUCGCUCCGGGUUUGCCCUCAGCCCCUCCAUUCAUCCCUUUUUUCAACGGGGAAAAAACCACUUUAAGGUACAAUAAUGGACGUUUGUUUCACACUGGAAGAGGAAAAGAAAACACACACACACACCUACCCAGGAUGGUCGAUUCUGUUCCUCCAUCGAAAUCCCCCCUCCCCUCGAUGAAUUGUAUAUACAUUUGCACUUAUGGACACCUGUGGAUCGCGCGCUGCAUCCACGGAUGUGUAGGAUGAUAACGGCUGCCGGCGGGAUC
This is a messenger RNA of Gekko japonicus, 2391 nucleotides long. RefSeq names its product zinc finger protein 512B (gene ZNF512B). Gene Ontology annotation, molecular function: zinc ion binding. Bases 1 to 2073 code for a protein of 690 amino acids. The transcript has 16 exons. The record is from RefSeq and is a predicted model, not a curated record. NCBI's taxonomy places the organism in Eukaryota, Metazoa, Chordata, Lepidosauria, Squamata, Gekkonidae.